This is a messenger RNA of Pochonia chlamydosporia 170, 2589 nucleotides long. Its product is annotated as protein fluG. Lineage: Eukaryota; Fungi; Ascomycota; Sordariomycetes; Hypocreales; Clavicipitaceae. The record is from RefSeq and is a predicted model, not a curated record. The transcript has a single exon. The coding region runs from base 1 to 2589 and encodes 862 amino acids. Gene Ontology annotation, molecular function: hydrolase activity; glutamine synthetase activity.
AUGGACGGGGGCUUUGCGGCGGCCGCCGAGGCAUUACGUCAAUCCAUUUUCUCGACGCCGAUCAUCGACAAUCAUGCUCACCCAUUGCUUAAGAGAGGUCAUAUUGACAGGUAUCCCCUGCUGACCAUUGUGACGGAAGCUCACGGCGAGGCUCUCGACUCGUCACGAACCAGCUUUGCACAUAUUCGAGCAGUCAAGCAGCUUGCAAAGCAGCUUGGGUGCGAAGAGACGUGGGAAGCUGUUGAACGGGCAAUUGAGAACGAACGACGGUCCGACUACAGCGAAUGGACCCGUAAAUGCCUCUCCGGUAUUGAGUGUGUCUUGGUAGACGAUGGGUUGGACAACGAAGAGGCCGUGGAACCGUACAGCUUUUUUGACCACUUCGCACGCAGUCCAAGCAAGCGCAUCAUUCGCAUCGAGCAAAUUGCGGCGAAACUCAUUGAAACCGCUUGCACCACCCAAACAACAUCCACGCAAGCGUUCGAUGCAGCCAUUUCCAAUUUUGAAGCGGCUCUCAAGGAGGCAAUCUCCGAUAAAGAAGUCGUUGGCUUCAAGUCUGUUAUUUGCUACAGAACUGGCCUUGACAUCUCACGACAACCCAACGAGGCUCAAGCACGAUCGCUAUUUACGGACAUUUUUACCCAGAGACAAGCAGCAAAUGCAACGCGCUUCACCAGGCUGGACCACCGCCCCCUCAACGAAUUCAUCGUCCACCGUCUAGCACAAUUGAUCCGAGAUUCCAACUCAGCCCACAAGAAGCCGAUUCAGUUUCAUACUGGUCUCGGCGAUAACGACCUGACGUUGACACGGUCCUCGCCGGCUCAUCUCCAGGAGUUUGCACGAGCGUAUCCCACGGUUCCAAUUGUCCUCCUACAUUCGGGUUACCCGUUUGACCGUGAAACUGGGUACAUGGCAGCAUUAUAUGCAAACGUGUAUGCUGAUAUUGGAGAAGUUUUCCCCUUUGUCAACAGAGAUGGACAAGAACGCAUCGUACGCCAUGUUCUGGAGCUUUGUCCUUGGGAGAAGAUCAUCUGGAGUACUGAUGGGCAUUGGUUCCCAGAAACAUACUUUCUCUCUAUCGUGCAAAUGAGAGAAGUAUUUCAUACCGUCUUGUGUAAAUUCGUGCGGAAAGGGGAUAUUUCAUGGGAGCAGGCCACUCAAAUUGUGCAAGACAUGUUGUUCAACACGUCGAACAAGAUCUACAAUCUCAGUCUCACAUUUCGGCCACGUCUACCAAUUAACCUACAUCCUUCUGAAGGCUCGCAGACCAAAUUCGAGUCACAGCAGCUAUUGAGGCAUUUGACAAACGCAAAAUCGCCACAAUACCUGCGUCUGUGCUGGCUUGACUACACGGCAACGGCAAGAAUGAGAAUCAUACCGUCGCCGCAGAUCUUGAGAUUAUUGCACGCCGAAAAUCCCAUUACAGCUGCCGUGACAAAGGCUUGCUUUGGUCAACUUCAAAAUGAUACCCUGGUGUCCGAGGUGGGACCAAGUGGGCAAUACAAUCUGGUUCCGGACAUGUCAUCUCUUCAUCUUGGGCCACGGGAAAACCACAUGACGGUAAUGUGCGACUUCAAAGAGGACGAUGGCUCAUCCGUUGAUUUCUGUCCCCGAACUAUACUUAAGAAAGCACUGGAUCUCGCUCGUCUUCAGAAUCUUGAGUUUCUGUUUGGAUUUGAGGUCGAAUUCGUCCUUCUUCGCCACUCCGAAGACGGAGAGUACGAAUUCCUCAACAGUGACGGGCACGCGUGGUCAACAGUCAGGGCAAUGGACCAAGACAUAGUAGAAAGUGUGCUGGAAGUUGCCAUCCAACGACUUGAAAAUGCCGGUGUUUCCAUUGAGAUGUUACACGCAGAAAGCGCCAAGGGUCAAUUUGAAAUCGUCUUGCCAAAGGCCAAGCCGUUGGAGGCGAUAGAUACAUUAAUUUUCGCCCGGCAAGUCAUCUCCAGUUGCGCCAGUACCAAGGGCUACAGGAUGACAUUACAUCCUAAACCUGUAGCCAACGCAUGCGGCACGGCAGCCCACGCCCACAUCUCCAUUGUGUCAGAUGACUCAAACACGACGCUAUAUGAAUCAUUUUAUGCAGGAAUCUUAUCUCAUUUGAGAUCCAUAUGCGCCUUCACCUACAGUAAUAUGGUCAGCUAUGAACGGGUCAAGGAUGGCUUUUGGGCAGGCGGCACAUGGGUCACAUGGGGUACACAAAAUCGCGAGACACCGUUACGCAAGGUUGACAAUAGCCAUUGGGAAUUCAAAUGCAUGGACGGUCUUGCCAAUCCGUAUUUGGGCAUGGCGGCGCUUGUUUCGGCCGGACUGCAUGGUGUUCGGGAACAGAAGGCAAUGACAUGGGGCGAUUGCACCAGGGAUCCGGCGUCAUUGUCGCCUGAUGAACGACUAGCAUUGGGUAUUGAUACGAAGCUACCGAAAAGUAUAGAUGAGGCGCUCAACGCUCUUGUGGGUGACCAGGAUAUGACCGGCCUGUUAGGCGUUGACGUAGUCCGAAGAUAUGUUGCCGUAAAGGAGGCAGAGUUGGAGCUGAUGAAAUCUAUGAGUGAGAGGGAGAGGCGGAAGUGGGUAAUAGACAGAUACUAG